This is a messenger RNA of Ficedula albicollis (Collared flycatcher), 5074 nucleotides long. It is a transcript of the gene ACSL3, whose product is annotated as acyl-CoA synthetase long-chain family member 3. The record is from RefSeq and is a predicted model, not a curated record. The coding region runs from base 176 to 2317 and encodes 713 amino acids. Gene Ontology annotation, molecular function: long-chain fatty acid-CoA ligase activity. The transcript is spliced from 15 exons. Gene Ontology annotation, biological process: long-chain fatty-acyl-CoA metabolic process; long-chain fatty acid metabolic process; neuron differentiation. Gene Ontology annotation, cellular component: lipid droplet; plasma membrane; endoplasmic reticulum. NCBI's taxonomy places the organism in Eukaryota, Metazoa, Chordata, Aves, Passeriformes, Muscicapidae.
AUUUCAUGCAGUUGCCUGUGACAGCUCCUGUUGAGUAAACUGAGACUGGAACAUCUUGUAUCAGCUCUUGUACCUGUACCUGCCACGAUGAGAAGUUGCAUAAGAUCUUUUUGGAUCCCUGUCUAGCUGGUCCAUGUUUCAAAAUUCUGUCUUGUAACAUUCUCAAGCAGCCAAAAUGAAGUUGAAGCAUAACAUCAACCCUGUUCUCCUACAGUUUAUAAACUUCAUAGUCCUGCUGUACUCCCUUGUAACGUACAUUCCAUGGUACAUUCUUUCAGGAUCAAAGCAAGCUAUAGCAAAAGCCAAGCAGGUUAAAGCCAGACCUGUGAAUAACAAGCCUGGGGGUGCAUACAGAUCUGUUAACAGUCUGCAUUGCUUAGCUUCAGUUUUAUAUCCUGGGUGUGAUACACUCGACAAAGUUUUUAAGUAUGCUAAAACUAAAUAUAAGGACAAAAAACUCUUGGGAACACGUGAAAUUCUGAAAGAGGAAGAUGAAAUCCAGCCAUCAGGAAAAGUUUUUAAAAAGGUCAUCCUUGGCAAGUACACCUGGCUUUCUUAUGAAGAUGUAUACAUUAAAGCUGUUAAUUUUGGAAAUGGCUUAGCAGUCUUGGGUCAGCAGCCAAAGACUAACAUUGCUAUCUUCUGUGAGACCAGAGCUGAGUGGAUGAUUGCAGCCCAGGCCUGCUUUAUGUGCAACUACCAGCUUGUUACUCUCUACGCCACGCUGGGAGGCCCAGCAAUAGUUCAUGGGCUGAAUGAAACAGAGGUGACCACCAUCAUUACUAGUAAAGAAUUGAUGCAAACAAAAUUGAAGGAAAUUGUUUCUCAAGUCCCACUACUGCGACACAUAAUCACAGUGGAUGGCAAACCCACAACAUGGUCAGAGUUCCCCAAGGGUGUCAUUGUUCACACGAUGGCAUCUGUGCAAGCCAUGGGGGCCAAGGCAGACACUGGAAACAAGCAGCCAUCCAGGCCUGUGCCCUCGGAUAUCGCGGUGAUCAUGUACACGAGUGGAUCCACAGGAAUUCCCAAAGGAGUUAUGAUCUCCCAUUGCAACCUGAUUGCUGGGAUAACUGGAAUGGCUGAGAGGAUCCCAAAUCUGGGGGAAAAAGACAUUUACAUUGGGUACCUGCCCCUUGCCCAUGUUCUGGAGCUGAGUGCUGAGCUUGUGUGUCUGUCCCACGGGUGCCGCAUCGGUUACUCUUCCCCUCAGACACUGGCUGACCAGUCUUCUAAAAUAAAGAAAGGAAGCAAAGGGGAUGUUACUACACUUAAGCCAACUCUAAUGGCAGCUGUUCCGGAAAUUAUGGAUCGAAUCUACAAAAAUGUCAUGAAUAAAGUGAAUGAAAUGACCAGUUUCCAGCGGAAUCUAUUUAUAUUGGCCUACAACUACAAAAUGGAACAGAUUUCCAAAGGUUACACUACCCCACUCUGCGACAGCCUUAUCUUCCGCAAGGUGCGGAUGCUGCUGGGCGGGAAGAUCCGCGUGCUGCUGUGCGGGGGCGCGCCGCUGUCGGCGGCCACGCAGCGCUUCAUGAACAUCUGCUUCUGCUGCCCCGUGGGGCAGGGCUACGGCCUCACCGAGUCUGCUGGGGCUGGCACCAUCACUGAAGUUUGGGACUACACUACAGGAAGAGUGGGAGCACCUUUGGUCUGUUGUGAAAUCAAGUUAAUGAACUGGGAAGAAGGUGGGUAUUACAACACUGAUAAACCAUAUCCUAGAGGUGAGAUCCUUAUUGGAGGGCAGAAUGUGACUGUGGGCUACUACAAAAAUGAAGCACGAACCAGAAAAGAUUUCACUGUUGAUGAGAAUGGGCAGAGGUGGCUUCAUACUGGAGACAUUGGAGAGUUUCAUCAUGAUGGAUGUCUAAAAAUCAUUGAUCGCAAGAAGGACCUUGUAAAACUGCAGGCAGGAGAAUAUGUUUCUCUUGGCAAAGUAGAAGCAGCUCUGAAGAAUCUCCCACUGGUGGAUAAUAUUUGUGCAUAUGCAAGCAGUUUCCAUUCUUAUGUCAUUGGAUUUGUUGUGCCAAAUCAAAAGGAGCUCGCAGAACUAGCCCGAAAAAAAGGAUUUAAAGGAACCUGGGAAGAGAUCUGUAACAGUCCUGAGAUGGAAAAAGAGGUUCUGAAGGUGCUGGCUGAAGCUGCCAUGGCAGCAAACCUGGAGAAGUUUGAAAUACCAGUGAAGAUCCGCUUGAGCCCUGAUCCUUGGACCCCAGAGACUGGUCUGGUGACAGACGCGUUCAAACUGAAGCGCAAAGAGCUCACGGCGUUCUAUCAGACGGACAUUGACCGAAUGUACGGGAAAAACGUGAAGUAACCCUCUCUGCACCACUUUGCUACCACGAGCUUGGAUCAAAUAGGAAAUACUUGAAUUGCCUGUCUCGACUCAACACUUGAGAUCAACACACAAAACCACCAUUCCUCAUUUCCAGCUUAAACUGUUCUUUCUAAUGACGUCACCGUGAUGACUGGCAAGUUUAGUAAAAAGUUAUGGCAGCAAACUUGUGUCUGUCUCCUUUUUUCCAGUUUUCUCUGCUACCUUGUCAGUCUGUGGAUUUUCCCGGGUCUUUUUGGGAAACCAUGAUUCUGAAGCCUCAAGUUUUUAAACAUUUAUAAAUCCUGUAUAAUGUUUUAUUUGUAUCUUUAAAAUUUGGAUGUAUAUAGAGAGGACUUGGCUAUAUAAGAAAUGGUUAUACUGGGGGCCUUUUUUACCUAAUUAUUUAAAGAUAAGAAGGUAUUGAUGUUGUGACAUUAUGUACAUUGAAAAUGCUUGUUACAAGGUAGUUGUUGAACAGAGGACCAGGUUAUUUGCUGCUGUGCUAUUUUUCUGCAUAAAUCUGAGGGAGAAAAUGUUUGACAUUCCAGCUUGUGUAAUACACCUUCAAUAUGUGCCUAAUGGUUACUUUUAUUUUUAUCUGAAAGUGAAAGGAUGGUCAUGGCACAGUUCUGCCUCAAGGCAGGUACUCUUGCAGGUGUUAGUUAAAGCUCCUUUAAUACAGAAGAUGCUAUUAACACAGCAGAAGUUAAACCUAAGAAUAAUCUCUCAGAUACAGAAACUCCUUUUUUAAAUAGCUCGUGACCAUUUCAUCCAGAGCUGAAUUGUAUAGUGCUAAUAUGAGCUCUCAUUAAUUUCACCUAACACUUUACAAGCUUGACUGUGUCCUUUUAGCAAAGGGACUGUAGCAACCUUUGUCUUUUCUCUUUAGAUUUGGACAUUACAGUGGGUUUGCUCUUCCGCUGUUUGUGAAGGUUUGGCAAGACCCCUGCUCUGCCCUAGCUGCAACCCAAAUCUUCCUGGGGGGGAUUUUUAAAGUCAUAAUGACAGUUAUGUUCUCAGUUCACACAGUGCCUAGCUGCCCUUUGUGCCAUUAAAAAUCUCCCUUUGAUUCUCUGUUCUUUUGUGUAGUACUUUUUGCUUUAAAAACAGAUAUUUGAAGCAUUUAUGAAGAGUUAUUUAUGUUGCUUGGUUUGUUACACCUAAUUCUUACUUUGGGAAGGAGUCUCAAUUUCUGUUUCAGUAGAGAUUCAUGGAUAUUGUUUGAAAAAAUUUGGGGGCUCUUUUCAUCUCCAGUGAGAGUGUUCAAAUUUGUUUCAGAUGUGAAUUUUAUUUUCAAAAUAUUUCUGGAAAGAAUAAUCAGGGUUACAUGAGAAUGUGAAAAGGCAUACAUCAGUCAACUUUGUGAUGAAGCAAAUACUAAAAUGGCUUUAAUUUGGAGAUUACUCUUGUGUGUGUCGUUUACUUGUAGUACUAAAACUCAAGGUCCUGAUGCUCACUUAGUGCCCUGCUAUGGUAGCACACAUAGCAAUGCUGAGGGCCAGAAGCUUGGUUUGGGAGAGGGAGUUCCUGCUGCUUGUCUUUGUGACAUGAGGUUUUGGGAAGUAUUUGAUGUACAAAUUCUCAUUUUAUAACCCUCUGAAUUUUUUUUUAAAUUAAUGCUCUCCGUUGAUUAUAGAAAACAUUUUCAUAGGCAUUGAAGGUUAUCAAGCAGGUUCCAUGAUGAGGUGUGAGGUGGUUUGUGCUAAUUAUGGAUUUCCCCUGCUGCUGUCCAUGAAAAACUGUUAAUAUUUGGGAAAUGUUGGUGUAAGUAAUCAAGUGGAAAUAGAAGCAACAAAAAUAAAUCAGAACCAUAUUUUUGAGAUUACUGCCUUUAGAUAUCCAGAUCAUAAAUGAAAACCUUGUGGCAAAUAGAGAUGAGGCAAAUGUUGAAAAAUAACUGAAGAAUCGAAAUGUGGAAGAAUUGCCAAGGCUGUAGGGAAGUGUCACACCAUGUUUUAGACAUUAAUAACACUUAAAUUUGUGUCUGUGCUCCAUCAACAAGUUCUUAAAUAGAAAUCAGCGCAGACUGUACAUUGUUCAAAUAUUUUUGUGAUUUUUAGUGAAAAUUAAUAAAUUGCUGAAGUACCAUGUAUAUCAAUUGGUGCAUUGUGUAGCAGAUUUAGGAAAAUAAAUCUGCUUUUGGUUAAACAAAUCUGAAGUCAAUAUUUUGUUCUGCUAAGAGUUUAAGUCCCCUUUUGAGAAAUUGCAUAAAUGAAACUUUAAAAAUGGUUUGGAAAUAUUACUUCUAUUUUCUUUUUUCUAAUCCAGUCACAAGAUGGGGUUGCUGUCUAACUGUACAUUUGAUUUUACUGUUCAGGUUUUUUUAUGUUUAAAAUGGAUGUGGGAUAUAUAGUACCUCUUUCAUUAGGCAUCAGAUUCAUUGUGGACAUUUAUUUCUUCUACAGAAUGUGAAAACAAAGCAGUUCAUUCAGUUUAGUCUCGGCGCUGGAGAUAGGUUUUAAAAAAUCUUUUUGAUGAGUAUAGAUUUUUUUCCUUUUGAUUUAUAGCAAAAGACAGACUCCACUGAUGCUGGAUUUGUGAGUAUUUCAUGUCCCUCUGAGGCCAGCUGUGCUGGGGAGAGGCAUGGCUGUAGUGGGAUGUUCAGUCAGGCUGCAGUUCAGGUGUGGGGCUCCCUCUCUGCUCCUGCUCCUCGUUACUGAGCACAAGGACAGGUUUGGAGGGAUUUGUUCCAGCCCUGCAGAGAUGCACUGCUUGCCAGCUGGGAAUUCCUCUCCAUUUUUUCUUGUUUGUUUGGUG